GACCCCGUGUGGUGGAUGGGGUCAACCGCCGCUCUGAAAGCACAAUUCAACUUAGCCUCCGUGUCCUGCUUCGACGGCAAACCAUACACCAUGCACGAUUUGCUCGACUGGGAUUUCCAUGUCCUUUCUCUACCUGAGCCCGAAGCCGUGCGCCUCUGCCGGGAUUUGUUGGUGUACUACGCGGACCGUGCUGCAUUGGGCAUUCGGGGAGAAGUUAUUAUGAACUUUUGCGGAGCCCUUCAUGCGAAUUAUCUGCAAAACCCAUACCACAACUUCUAUCAUGCCCUUAACGUUGUUCAGGUCUUGUGUCUGUUGUUGGCAUUACCUGACGUCGGCGCGCGCUUCACUCCAACGGACUUCUUCGUUUUGUCUGUUGCUGCACUCGGGCAUGACCUAGGCCAUCCAGGGUUCAACAACCUCUUCAUGCAGCGCAACCAGUGCUGGCCAGCACGGAUUUACAGCAAUACUUCAAUUCUUGAGAACUACCAUGCGGCUUCUCUACUGCAGAUCCUCCGCGUGCCCCAUAUGGACUUGUUUGCAAAUAUGUCUGACGGAGAACUUGACUCCGUUAGGAAGCGCCUUAUCAACGCAAUAAUGUGGACCGAUAUGGCGAAGCACUUCGAUAUGGUCGCCAAGCUAGAUGGGAAAAUACAAGGAGAAAUGGUGCUGUCUGAAGGAAUCAUGUGUACUCUACAGAAGCCAUAUCUAGAGGGCUUACUCCUUCACUCGGCAGACAUAUCCAACCCUCUCCUUGAAUUCGAUAUGUGCAGGGACUGGGCUAUCCGAGCCUGCGAUGAAUUCUUUAACCAGAACAAGCUAGAAGAAGCCCUAGGGCAACCACCUUUUAUGCCAGCCCUCCAAAGCUUCGAUGAGUUUUGCAUAGCGAAAGCGCAAAUCGGUUUUAUCGAUUUUAUCUGCAAGCCGCUAUUCAACAACUUGGCGCUAAUGUUCCCCGCCCAGCUAGGAGAGCGUGCAGCACAAAUGCGCAAAAACCGAAGCGCUGCUGCUGGUACUGCUGUCCCAAAGAGACUCCUCGCAGAGUAA
Cyclospora cayetanensis is the source of this 1044-nucleotide messenger RNA. Its product is annotated as high affinity cGMP-specific 3',5'-cyclic phosphodiesterase 9A-like. The coding region runs from base 16 to 1044 and encodes 342 amino acids. The record is from RefSeq and is a predicted model, not a curated record. Lineage: Eukaryota; Apicomplexa; Conoidasida; Eucoccidiorida; Eimeriidae. Gene Ontology annotation, biological process: signal transduction. Gene Ontology annotation, molecular function: 3',5'-cyclic-nucleotide phosphodiesterase activity. The transcript has 10 exons.